This is a messenger RNA of Linum tenue, 1394 nucleotides long. The record is from the annotation of a GenBank genome assembly. NCBI's taxonomy places the organism in Eukaryota, Viridiplantae, Streptophyta, Magnoliopsida, Malpighiales, Linaceae.
GUGGAUGGCUUUAAAAUUAGAUAUGGAGAAAGCUUACGAUCGGGUUGAAUGGGAAUUUUUGUUUUCUCUGUUACAACGUCUGGGUUUUUGUGCUCAAUGGUUACAAUGGCUUAAAAAAUGUGUCACUACUGUUUCUUUCUCGGUCUUGAUUAAUGGCAGCCCGCACGGUUUCUUUCAUCCGGAACGUGGUAUCCGCCAAGGAGAUCCCCUAUCUCCUCUGCUUUUUGCUCUCUAUACAGAAGGUCAGUGGGCAAAAAGUCAAUCUUCAUAAGUCAUCAGUCACUUUUAGCAGAAAUAUUUCUUCUGAUGAUGCAGCAGCCAUAACCAAUUUGUUGGGAGUAGCGGAAAGCACGUUAGAAGAUCGCUAUUUAGGACUUCCUACUCAUAUUGCUCGGUCCAAACAAGCUACCUUUCAAUUCAUUGAAGAUAAGCUAGUCUCUCGACUUCACCAAUGGAAAUCCAAGGCUCUUUCUCUUGCUGCAAAAGAAAUCCUCCUGAAGUCCGUUGCCAAUGUUUUGCCGAACUAUGCUAUGCUUAGUUUCCGCAUACCAUCAACUUCCUGUAGACGACUUAAUGGUCAUGUGGCGAGGUUCUGGUGGGCUCAACAAGAUCGCGAUGAAGGUAUGAAAUGGGCAUCCUGGCGAUCGCUGUGUCGGCCCAAGAUCCAUGGUGGACUCGGAUUUCGAGACUUCGACGGCAAUAAUAUUGCUCUGCUAGCCAAACAAGCAUGGCGAAUCCUCCAUUCUCCGGAUUGUGCUCUAGCCGUGCUAUAUAAAGCUAAAUAUUUUCCUCAGACUUCAUUUUUGCAGGCUGUUCAAGGAGCUCGGCCAUCCUGGGCCUGGCAAGGCGUUCUACUUGGGCGUGAUCUCUUGCUACAAGGUCUCCGCUGGCUAGUUGGAUCCGGCACACAAAUCCACAUUACUAAUGAUUGCUGGCUCCCCACCACGCCUCCUUCUUGUCCCAAGCUUUUGCCCCAUGCUGUUCUGCCGUCUACACAGGUUUCCUCUCUCAUUGACCACUCGAAUGGAUCUUGGAAAAUGGAAUUACUGCAGUCUCUUUUUGAUGCUGCCACAGUUAAGGUAAUCCUUAUGAUCCCGCUUCCUCAACUCCCUAUGGCUGAUAAAUGUAUAUGGCAUUAUGAACCUUCAGGUGAGUACUCUGUUAAAACUGGUUACCAUGUUGCAGCUUCUGAAUUUGUGCGUAAUCUUUCUACUACUCCUAUUAUCUUUGAUUCUCGGGCUUGGAAAGCUCUUUGGGCCCUCUCUGUUCCUCCUAAAUUACGAUUUUUUCUAUGGCGGCUAAUUAAAGGUUUCUUACCUGUGCGAGAUGUCCUUCGGGAUAAAGAGCUCAUCGAGGAAGAUGAUAGUGAGGGACUUCUAUGUCCUGUUUGUUCU